This is a messenger RNA of Ectocarpus siliculosus, 208 nucleotides long. Lineage: Eukaryota; Phaeophyceae; Ectocarpales; Ectocarpaceae. The record is from the annotation of a GenBank genome assembly.
AUGCUCACCCUGCUAACACACGCCUGCAGGAACGACAGCGUCACCCACACCCAUGAAGCACCGAUCGUCCCCUCAACAUCGACGUACAAUGUGCAAGCACGUGCGCGUGUCAAUCAAGACACCCAUCAUCGGGCAGAUGGUGCGCUUCACAGCCAGCACGGCGACGCUGCGUUUCCCAUGCUGCAGUGAUAUCCCUUCUCAUGUCAUC